CCUGAGGGGCUGGGGGCGGAGCGUCUGGGCAGCGAACUAGGAGGCUUUUCGGCCAGCGAUUGCUUGAAAAGCGCCGCCGCCGCUAGGCCCGGGGCAGGCAAUGGCAGGGGACGUGUGAUCGCGGACAGUGAGAGGGCCACUGCUAUCAUGCCCGGGCGCGCGGGCGCCGCCCGGUUCUGCUUGCUGGCUCUCGCUCUGCAGCUACACUGGCCGCUGGCGGCGUGCGAGCCGGCACAGACCACAAGAGGAAGUCAAGAAGGCCCCCAGCUACAGCAUGAACUUGUAAUACCUCAGUGGUGGACUUCAGAAAGCCCGGGGAGAGGAAAGCAUCCACUCACAGCGGAGCUCAGGGUCAUGGCUGAAGGGCGAGAGCUGGUCCUGGACCUGGAGAAAAAUGAGCACCUUUUUGCUCCAGCCUACACAGAAACCUGCUACACAGCAAGUGGCAACCCUCAAACCAGCACGCUGAAGUCUGAGGAUCACUGCUUUUACCAUGGGACUGUGAGGGGAGCCAAAGAGUCCAGCGUCACACUCAGCACCUGCCGCGGAAUUAGAGGACUGAUUAUCGUGAGAAGUAACCUUAGCUACAUCAUCGAGCCUGUUCCCGACAGCGACAGCCAACACCGUAUUUACAGAUCUGAACAUCUCAAGCUACCCCCGGGGAACUGUGGGUUCGAGCACUCCAAGCCCACCGCUAAGGACUGGGCCCUUCAGUUUACACAGCAAACCAAAAAGCAACCUCGAAGAAUGAAACGGGAAGAUUUACAGUCUAUGAAGUACGUGGAGCUUUACCUGGUGGCUGAUUACUCAGAGUUUCAGAAGAAUCGGCAUGACCAGGAUGCCACCAAACACAAGCUCAUGGAGAUCGCCAACUAUGUUGAUAAGUUCUACCGAUCCCUGAACAUCCGGAUUGCUCUUGUGGGCUUGGAGGUGUGGACGCAUGGAGAUAAGUGUGAAGUCUCAGAAAAUCCAUACUCUACCCUUUGGUCCUUCCUUAGCUGGAGGCGCAAGCUACUUGCCCAGAAGAGCCACGACAAUGCGCAGCUGAUCACGGGCAGGUCCUUUCAAGGUACCACCAUUGGCCUGGCCCCACUCAUGGCUAUGUGCUCUGUGUACCAGUCUGGAGGUGUCAGCAUGGACCACUCUGAGAAUGCCAUCGGCGUGGCUUCCACUGUGGCCCAUGAGAUUGGCCACAACUUUGGCAUGAGCCAUGAUUCUGCACAUUGCUGUUCUGCCAGCGCAGCUGAUGGUGGGUGCAUCAUGGCAGCUGCCACUGGGCACCCUUUCCCCAGAGUGUUCAGUUGGUGUAACAGGAGGGAACUGGACAGGUAUCUGCAGUCCGGAGGUGGGAUGUGCCUCUCUAACAUGCCAGACACAAGGACACUGUAUGGAGGCCGGAGGUGUGGCAAUGGGUACCUGGAAGAAGGGGAAGAAUGUGACUGUGGGGAGGAAGAGGAAUGUAAAAACCCUUGCUGCAAUGCCUCUAACUGCACUUUGAAGGAAGGGGCUGAGUGUGCCCAUGGUUCCUGCUGUCACCAAUGUAAGCUGGUGGCUCCUGGAACCCCGUGUCGUGAGCAGGUGCGACAGUGUGACCUGCCUGAGUUUUGCACUGGCAAGUCACCCCACUGCCCCACCAACUUUUACCAGAUGGAUGGCACCCCCUGCGAGGGUGGCCAGGCCUACUGCUACAAUGGCAUGUGCCUCACUUACCAGGAACAGUGCCAGCAGCUGUGGGGACCUGGAGCCCGGCCUGCCCUCGAUCUCUGCUUUGAGCGGGUGAACGCAGCUGGAGACACCUAUGGGAACUGUGGCAAGGGCCUGAAUGGCAAAUACAGGAAGUGCAGCCCCAGGGAUGCCAAGUGUGGGAAGAUCCAGUGUCAGAGCACCCAGGCCCGGCCCCUGGAAUCCAAUGCGGUCUCCAUUGACACCACCAUCACCUUGAAUGGGAGGCGCAUCCACUGUCGAGGCACCCAUGUCUACCGGGGACCUGAGGAGGAGGAAGGGGAAGGUGACAUGCUGGACCCAGGCCUGGUGAUGACUGGGACCAAGUGUGGUCACAACCAUAUUUGCUUCGAGGGACAGUGCAGGAACACCUCCUUCUUCGAGACUGAAGGCUGUGGGAAAAAGUGCAAUGGUCAUGGGGUCUGCAACAACAACCAGAACUGUCAUUGCUUCCAUGGCUGGGCUCCACCUUUCUGUAACACCCCAGGAGAUGGCGGCAGCAUUGACAGUGGCCCUUUGCCCCCCAAGAGUGUGGGUCCCGUGAUAGCUGGGGUGUUUUCAGCCCUCUUCCUGCUGGCUGUCCUCCUGCUGUUAUUCCACUGCUACAGACAGAGCCACAAACUGGGCAAGCCCUCGACCCUCCCCUUCAAGCUGCGGCAACAGUUCAGCUGUCCCUUCAGGGUGUCUCAGAGUGGUGGAACUGGCCAUGCCAACCCAACUUUCAAGUUGCAGACGCCCCAGGGCAAGCGAAAGGUGACCAACACCCCAGAAACUCUCCGGAAGCCCUCCCAUCCUCCUCCCCGGCCCCCUCCAGACUACUUGCACGUGGAAUCCCCACCUGCUCCAUUGCCAGCACAUCUGAACAGGGCUGCCAGGAGCUCCCCAGAAACUGGGGCUCAGGUAGAAAGAAAGGAGUCAGCCAGGAGACCUCCCCCAAGCCGGCCCAUGCCCCCUGCACCGAACUGCCUACUGUCCCAGGAUUUCUCUAGACCUCGGCCACCCCAGAAGGCACUCCCAGCAAACCCUGUGCCAGGCCACAGGACCGUUCCCAGGCCAGGAGGCACCUCCCUGCUGCAGCCACCUACUGCUGGUCCUCAGCCUCCCCGGCCUCCCACAGUAUCUCUCCCAAAGCUUCCUGAGUACAGAUCACAGAGGGCCAGAGGGAUAACUAGCUCCAAGAUCUAGAAUUGUCUGGAAGUCUCUUGUUUCCCUUGAAGACUCUGGAUGCCAUAGAAGGUCCAGAAGAAAGAAGCCUGCUCGGCGACCCUGAAGCUUCUCUAGCUUUCUGGAAUGCCCCAUCUCCAGACACUCCCUUCUUGCCCCAGUGCCUCCUGUUUCCUCUGAGGCCCAGAGGGACUUCUAUCUGAUGGCUUCUAAGUGUUGUCCUGUGCAAUAUACAGCCCUGGUAGGAAGGGGGAGCAGAUGGAGGAGGAUGGGGAAGAUUCUCCCUCAGCCCCCUAGCCAAGAGCUACCAAUGACGGUCAGGGAAGUCUUGAGCUGGUGGUUGGCAGGUGAGGGGGG
This is a messenger RNA of Onychomys torridus (southern grasshopper mouse), 3243 nucleotides long. RefSeq names its product ADAM metallopeptidase domain 19 (gene Adam19). The transcript is spliced from 23 exons. Lineage: Eukaryota; Metazoa; Chordata; Mammalia; Rodentia; Cricetidae. The coding region runs from base 148 to 2907 and encodes 919 amino acids. The record is from RefSeq and is a predicted model, not a curated record. Gene Ontology annotation, biological process: membrane protein ectodomain proteolysis. Gene Ontology annotation, molecular function: metalloendopeptidase activity.